CCUGCACGCAACAAGUCCACAACACCGACCGUGACAAAGGCUUGAUCGCUGACUUCUUCCAUCUCCUGUUGUCCGUGAAGAGGAGGCGAUUGUUAAAAUCAAAGGCGGCCUGCAGAAGGUGUGUAAAUGUGGCUUCACCCCCGGGGCCAGCCACCACCACACCGGCAAAAAAAAAAAAACAUGCCGCUCGGGGUCUUCAACGGCAGCGGCGGCAGCAGCCCGGAGGAGCUCUUCCGGAGCAUCCCGCCCGUCUCCAAGGUGCUGAUAGUGGGGAUGGUGGGCACGAUUUUAUCCGUCGUGCUGGGCGUUUGCUCCCCCUACCAGUACGCGCUCUCGUGGCCGCUGGUCUGGAACAAGUUCCACCUGUGGCGGCUCUUCACUUCGGGCAUGUUCCCGGGAACGCCCAGCUACGAAACCCUCAUGUUGAUGAUCUCCAUGGGAAUGUUCUCGAUAAGGUACGAGAAGGACGGGUUCAGCAUGGGCGGCGGCGGCGGCAGCGCUGACUACGCGUACAUGCUCCUCUUCGGCUUCGUGGGCAUCGAGACCUCGCUGCUGCUGCUCUUCUACCAGCCCUUUAUGAUCUUUACGACAGCGAUCAUGUUCUACAUCUGCUACGUCUGGAGCCGGAAAAAUCCCGGCAUGUCGGUCAGCUUCUGGGGCAUUAUCAUAAACGCUCUGUACGUCCCCUGGGUGAUGGUCGCGUUGAGGGUGGUUCUCGGCCAUAGCAUCUUCAUGGCCCUCCUCGGCAUCGCGGUAGGCCACCUCUUCUACUUCCUCGUGGACGUGCUGCCGGACCUGCACGACAUCGAUCUGCUCCAGACACCCCAGUUCCUGGUCAACAUGCUGGGCUGGGGCCACGAGGGAUCGGGUGUCACGAUGCAGGCAGGUGGCGGCGGGGCGGCGGCGGGUGCCGGGGCAGGGGCUGCCGGGAUGCCCGCCCCGGGUGCCGUUCGACCGCCGCGGGACAUCCCGCGAACCGGGGGAGGGUCGGGUUGGGGGACCGGGAGGACGCUAGGCUCUUCCUGAUCUGACCUCGAAGAACCCACCGAAGAAAAGCGAGCCUUUCGCUGUUCAGACUGUGUGGCAGUUUGCCGUUCUGAACAGUGAAAUAUUUCGGGCCGACAUGUGUAACAUUCCGUGCACGCACGGUGGGGGUGGGUGGGCACGCUUGCACUGCCUCUUGUCGGCAACGAUGUCUCUGUAAAUCACGCUGCGUGGAAUCCGGUCGAGGUAGUGUCGCCACUGAUGAGGGUGGAGAUACUCUAGGCGUGUCCCACGGGGAACUCUUUCUGUCGUCGUGAGACGAAAGCGACUCUCUUGUACAAGGCCCAAUCGUUUGUUGCGGGGAGCGCCGGUGGGCGAAGCUUUGAAACGAUGGAAAUGAUGGGUCGUUGGCGUGUUUCGUCUUGCAAGGGUGGGCGUUCAUUCAUGUCUCGUUUUAUUUCGUGUGUAUUCUAAUCUAGAACGUGGGUGUCUUGCUAGCGGGGGUAGUUAUCGACGUUGUCCCUUCGUGUCCGCUACAGCCGGUCAGAGUCAGCCCUUCUGGCUUCCCACUCAGUCACGCGGCUUACCUAGUUUCUCGAGCCAUGAGGCGGGGCGGAAGCACUCUGGGACCAAGGAGCAAAAGGUUAUGUAUAUCAAAACGAAGAUAAAAACAGGGAUGUAUUUGUGCAUGUACCCGAACAACUGGGACCACAAGUUUUGAACACCGCAAAACUUCCAUCCUUCAACUGCGGCGCCUUCGAACAUCAAUGCACGCCAAGUAAUCAACACAAACAAUGAAGAAAACACUACACUGUUCUCCUACCGAGUGGCAGGCGCUGUCGCUCAGUGUCGCUUCGACCUCCUUUGCCUAAUAAAGAACAGAGGUAUCUGUUUUCACCCCUGCUUGACUACGCCGUCCCUGGCUAAACGAAAUCAAUGCCAUGCCGAUCCAAAUGCAUAUCCAUAUUCAGGGUGCUGCCUCUUGCCUGCCUGAUACCUCACAUUCUCUCCUACAUGCACACCAACUCCUGCGGACAUGCUGCGAGGAGUUUGCAGCAAAAAUUAUGAAAAAAAAAAAAAACUCUCCCAAGUCAGCAAAUACAGAAGACACAAGGACAAACGACACACGGAAUUGUCAAAAUAGCCCCAGCACCCACAUUUUCACACUGGCAACCUGCAUUAUCUCCGCCGUCUCUCGGGGAAACAACAAAACAUCCGCAAACAGCCGUCAUCGCACGGUGUGUUGUGCAUUGAACGCGACUGUUCACCAAGCGAGGGGCCACUCCCCAAGCCCGGUAGGUACAAUGCUUCGAGCCGUUGCUCUGUCGACGGAAGAUUUUACCCUACACACCCACAAUGCCCGAGAACAUACAAUAGUCUUUGGUAAAAAUCUUCACAGCCACCAUACACGAGAGAGAGAUAGAGAGAGAGAGAGAGAGUUUGCUGGGAGACAAUGGAUGACAGAAACAGGGGGCGACAUCUU
Molecule: messenger RNA, 2467 nt
Organism: Ectocarpus siliculosus
Lineage: Eukaryota; Phaeophyceae; Ectocarpales; Ectocarpaceae
Source: the annotation of a GenBank genome assembly